Messenger RNA from Suillus plorans, 980 nucleotides. RefSeq lists its product as uncharacterized. The transcript is spliced from 8 exons. Bases 60 to 980 code for a protein of 306 amino acids. The record is from RefSeq and is a predicted model, not a curated record. Lineage: Eukaryota; Fungi; Basidiomycota; Agaricomycetes; Boletales; Suillaceae.
UGAACUUCGACGUUAUCUGUUAUCAAUCAGUUCAUCAGUUCAUCAGCUCAUCAGAUAUCAUGAGCUCUCAACCUGGGGUCAGAUUUCAUGACCCUCCGGUCACUGAAUACACCUCAAUGGAUGUGGAUGAGACCUCCCAGUCCCGGAUGUCCCUUGAUCCAUUAGAUGAUAUAUACCUUGGGCCGGAUGAUGAGUUAGACUCUGAUUCUGGGUCAUCCGGUGGUCUGGAUUCGUUAAAUGCGAUUCCCGAUCCAUCAUAUCCGGCCCUGGCAGAUGGACUGGCCCUGUACGAUGACCCGGACUUAUAUCUUGGUCCGGAGGAUACCUUUAUUUCGUCUGAUGAUGCUCCGGCUGUACCCGAUUUUCCUAUGGCUGUGAAUGAAUCGACUCCCGAACCUCAUCCGGCCACUCCGGCUGUACCAGAGGCACCCAUACCUUCGAAUUCAGAAACUCCCGAACGUCAAUUGCCCGAGCCGGAACUCAACAAUGACGAACUGCGUGCCAUGGUUCAGGAGUUCAUGCCAAUCGGAUCUUAUGAUCAAGCUGAAAAUCGCCUGGGUGAUUACGAACAGAGUCAUGGAAAUCUUCCUGCCCCUACAGUAGCACAACUUCUUGAGGCUGACAGACCAUUCAGGAUGGCAUGGGCGGAAACAUGCGACAAACUGCGGAAAGCAGAUGCUGACCUCCGGAGGAUGCAACGGUCCUUCCUCGCUGCCCGGUGUUCUGUGCUCGGUACUCCGUACUCGGUACUCGGUGCUCGGUGCCCGGUGAUCGGGGUUCGGGGUUCGUCCUUGGUACUUGUAUACUCCACCUACUCAGUCCUCGCUGCCCGGUGUUCUGUGCUCGGUACUCCGUACUCGGUACUCGGUGCUCGGUGCCCGGUGAUCGGGGUUCGGGGUUCGGUACUCGGGGUUCGGUACUCGGGGUUCGGUACUCGGGCCUUGGUACUGGAGAUUUGGGAUUUAAGAUUAGGUCGUUAG